AUGUCUCUCGGUCAAGAAAAUUUUGAUCCUGUUGAAGUCUCUGGGUCGCAUGCUUGCUUAUAUGACCUUUUAUGUUCAGAGACACCAAGAGGAACUCCUCAAUUGCAAACAUGUUCUUCUGAUCCUCGAGAUCGGUUGGAGAAGUUACUUAAGCAACCUGGGAAUAAAUAUUGUGCUGAUUGUGGAUCUCCCGAACCGAAAUGGGUAUCGUUAAGUCUCGGUGUAUUUAUCUGCAUAAAAUGUUCUGGUGUACACAGAAGUCUUGGAGUUCAUAUAUCAAAGGUUUUAUCAGUAAAGCUAGAUGAGUGGACAGAUGAUCAAGUUGAUAUGCUCGUAGGGUACGGUGGAAACACCGCGAUGAACGAGAGAUUCGAAGCUUGUAACAUUGACCAGUUAAAGAAACCAAAACCAGAUUCUACUAAUGAAGAACGCAAUGAUUUCAUCAGGAAGAAAUAUGAGCUGCACCAGUUUAUGGAUCCAAAGGAUGGUGCUUUGUGCACUUAUCAGCAGCCUAGUAGUAGAAAAACUUCACCACCAUCGUCUUUAUGUUCCGCAAGCCAUCGUUCUACAAAAAACCGAAUUGGUAACGCUUUUAGGAAUAGCUGGGGAAGAAGAGAAUCUGAUAAUAAAGGACCAAAGAAGAGCAAUUCUCUGGCAGGUAUGGUUGAGUUUGUGGGAUUGAUUAAGGUUAAUGUGGUAAAAGGAACCAACCUUGCCGUUCGAGAUGUCAUGACCAGUGAUCCUUAUGUUAUCCUCUCUCUUGGCCAACAAUCGGUAAAAACACGGGUGAUAAAAAACAACUUGAAUCCAGUGUGGAAUGAGACGCUAAUGCUUUCGAUACCCGAGCAAAUACCUCCUCUCAAAGUGCUAGUGUAUGACAAAGAUACAUUUUCGACGGAUGAUUUCAUGGGAGAGGCAGAGAUAGACAUACAACCAUUGGUGAGUGCAGCAAAAGCUUACGAGACAUCGAGCAUAAAGGAACCGAUGCAGUUGGGAAGUUGGGUUGCGAGCAAAGAGAACACAUUGGUAAGUGAUGGCAUAAUCUCACUUGAAGAAGGGAAAGUGAAACAAGACAUUUCACUUAGGCUUCAAAAUGUAGAAAGAGGUGUUCUUGAGAUCCAGCUUGAAUGUCUCCCUCUUACUCAAUGA
Molecule: messenger RNA, 1149 nt
Organism: Arabis nemorensis
Lineage: Eukaryota; Viridiplantae; Streptophyta; Magnoliopsida; Brassicales; Brassicaceae
Source: the annotation of a GenBank genome assembly